AUGAGUGAAGAGCACUCCUCUGAUUCGGGCAGCCGUUUGAGAAGAUCCGAUUCACCUAAAGGUAGCAAUCCCAGGGACAUCGAAAACACAAAUGUAAAUAUUUCCAAUGGUUUCAAAAACUCUGAGAAAAAUAUAAUUCUAAAGGGGAACAUAAUUAAGGAGAUAGAAAAAAAUUCAAACAAGGAGAAGAUGCAGCGAAGACAAUCUCGAGUUUCUUUAAAACAGUGUAAGAGCAAAAAUGGAGCUGAUCCUCUGAACCCAAAGAACGUGAAAAGGAACAGCAUGCAAUCAUAUCAACACAAACCUCCACCUUCUAAUGUCGAAAAGGAACUUACCAGGAGGGACGACACCAUGAGUAGUAGGAUUAAGACACAUACGCCCUCUAAUGAAAAGAGUAAAGAUGCAGAUAUAAUCCCUUUUGAUGUAAAUCAAAAUGGAAUAAAAAAAAAAUCUCAGGGGAAAAAGGACCACGGUAGUGGAGGUAAAACGAGCCGUGGUAAUAUGACAAAACAUGAUGAAAGAGCUAAGUGUGAGGAAUCCAAUGGUUUACCCCACCUCGAGGGAGACCAUGCGAAUGAACAGAAAAUGGAAUCAAAUGAACAGAAUCAAAAUGAGGGGAAGAAAAGUGAAGAAAAAGCAAAUGAGGGGAAGAUGUGUGAAGAAAAACCAAGUGAGGAGAAGAAAAGUGAAGAAGCACCAAGUGAGGAGAAGAAAAGUGAAGAAGCACCAAGUGAGGAGAAGAAAAGUGAAGAAGCACCAAGUGAGGAGAAGAAAAGUGAAGAAGCACCAAGUGAGGAGAAGAAAAGUGAAGAAAAACCAAGUGAGGAGAAGAAAAGUGAAGAAAAACCAAGUGAGGAGAAGCCAAAGGGCAGAAACAGUGUGUCAAAUAAAUCUGAAAAAUAUGCCUGCACCACCACCAGCAGUAACUUAAUAAAGAUAAUUCAAAAAAGUGAGGAAUAUGAGCAACCGAAGAAGUGGAGUUUUUCUCUUUUAUUAACAAAUAUAAAAUCUAUGGUAUUGACAAAUUACAUUUAUGUAGCUAAAAGAUGUGGGAUACCAAAUCAACCAAAUAAACCAGGACCUGUACUAGCCAUAAGUAUAGAAAAAGAGAAUUCAAAUGAAUCCACUAAUUUAAUUGUACAAACCCCAUGUGCAUAUGAAAAAUAUUCACUCAGAGGAAAACUAAUUCAACAUAGAAGUUUAUACCCAUGUACAGUCACGUGUGUAAUUCAUGGAAGUAUAGGAGGAAUAGGGAAGGUUAUUAUUCUAGGGUUACAAAACGGGUAUGUACUAAUUUAUAAGAACAGUAAAUUUGAAUGCAUACUAAAAUUAAAUACGAAAGAAUGUCUAAAGAAUUAUUUUAAUAAAUCAUCUGCAUCAUCUGUUAGAAAAUCCAUAAAGAACAUGCAUAUAAAAAAUAAUAUUAUAAAUAUUCAUAAUGGAACAACAAAUCCGAAUGAAGCUAACAUAUUAGAUCAUAAUGAUUACAAUUUUAAUGGCAUGGGAGGUCAUAAUGAUUACAAUUUUAAUGGCAUGGGAGGUCAUAAUGAUUACAAUUUUAAUGGCAAAGCAGAUCAUAAUGAUUACAAUUAUAAUGGCAAGGCAGAUCAUAAUGAUUACAAUUUUAAUGAUAUGGAAGAUGAUAAUGAUCUAUCAUAUCAAAUUUCUGGAAUCUCAGUCAAGUCUACUUUUGCUAAUUAUAUUCAUUGGGUUAUUGCAGGGAAUAUGCAAGGAUAUAUAUUCGUGUGGGAAGUUCCCAGUGGAAAUCUCAUAAAAAUUAUUGUACACCCAGAUCAUUUGUUUGAUGAUAUCAAAAGUGGUGAUAGAUUAUCUGAUGCAUCAGAUGAUCCAUCUGACGAAUACAGUAACGGUUUCGACAGUAGCGUACAUAGUGAAACUUCAGCCCAUAACACACGGCUAACUAUUAAACGGAAAAAAAAAAAAAUAAUAAUAAAUAAAAAAUCCACAAGAUGGACGAAGCAUAAGGGUGAAGAGAUGACAAGCAGAAGUUCUCAGCGACGUUCGAGGGGGAGGGAAGAAGAUGAGGAAGAGGAAGAAUGCACAUAUGAAGAAGACGACACCUACAGCAAAGAUGAGGAAGAAGGAGAGUCGAUAGAAUUCUCAGACAGUAAUUAUAUGAGCGAUUCUGAUGAUUACUAUAACUCCAUUGACAGUGAUGAAGACGAAAGAAGAAGCAGAAGUGGGAGAAGAAGCAGAAGUGGGAGAAGAAGCAGAAGUGGGAGAAGAAGCAGAAAUGGGAGAAGAAGCAGAAGUGGGAGAAGAAGAAGAAAUGGAAAGAGAACUCCUGAGGACCUGCGAAACAAGUGCUACGUUUCAUCCAUCCUAGCAGUCACACAUAAAUAUGAAUUAUGGGUUGCAUUCGGUAGUGGUUACGUAGCAGUAUAUGAUCUCUACGAUUUCCAGUUGCUCCUGUACACGUGUAUUUCAAACAAACCUAUAAUGGAUUUAAAAUAUUCAAAAAUGUUAGAAGACGUAUUUUUACUAAUAGGAAAUAAUUACAUUUCAAUAUGGGAUACGAAAUUGUUGAAGCAGAUUAAAAAAGUAUCAACGAACCAAAUAGCGAAAACAUCUUCAUUGUCUACUUUGUAUCUGUUAGAACGUUCAAAUUAUUGGGAAAAUAAAAAAGUUGCUCUCAUUGGUGGUUGUAAUAAUGGUUCCAUUUCCAUAACAAGCAUAACCAAAAAAAUGGAUGGAGGAUUAUCUUUUUCAUAUAUACGAACGUAUCAAAAGCACUUUGAGCCAUAUGUCCCAAUAAGCUAUAUAUGUGUUCAUCCAAAUAUUAAUGCAGCUUUCAUUGGAGAUGCUAGUGGUGUAGUCUUUACCUUACCUAAAAUUUUUAACAUAUUGAAACAUGAUGACGUGUCCAAAUAG
Molecule: messenger RNA, 2892 nt
Organism: Plasmodium gonderi
Lineage: Eukaryota; Apicomplexa; Aconoidasida; Haemosporida; Plasmodiidae
Exons: 1
Coding region: 1-2892 (963 amino acids)
Molecular function (GO): protein binding
Source: RefSeq, a predicted model, not a curated record